AGAUGUGAAACCAGUUUUAGAAAAUGCCGCGGGCAGCAAUCAGCCAGAAACAUUUGGCGGCUGAAAUAGCUCGAUGUUUGGAGGAUAAUGAGCUUGAUGAGUUCAGGGCCCAGGUUUUGGCGGCAGAAGAUAUAGAUUAUGAUUUAAAUACACAGUAUGGAAAAGAGGUUGGAUACAAGACGAUUCUUCACCUGGCAAUAGAUGAGGAUGAUCAUGAUACCCUGGAGUAUAUUGAUAUACUGCUCCAGGCUGGUGCUAGUGCGCGGUAUCAGAACCCGCAGCUGCAGUCCUCUCCUAUCCACGUGGCAGCAGAUGAAGGAAAGCUCGGAGCAAUUCAACUUCUUCUCAAAUAUCCUGAAAAUAAGGCUGAUGUAAAUGCUGUGAACAGAUAUGGUUUAACCGGACUUCAUAUUCUUCUUGCUCAACUGCUAGAUCUAGCUUUUCUACAAACCAAACCUAAAGAGUCAAGACCGGGAAAGAUUGCCGAUGAUUCACUGGAGAAAGAUAUUGCGGAUAUUUUAGAGGCCAUAACUUUGAUACUGAAACAACGAGAGCUGUAUCUUAAUUUUGACGAGGCUACAGAUAUAAGUGACCCUAAGCUAUUAAAUAAGCAGUCCUACAAAAAACUGGCGACCAUGACCCCCCUUCAAAUUCUCUGUAGUUUUCAGACCUGGAAUGCGCGACCUAUUUCUAUGGUUUUGCACAGAAAACUGGAAGAGUGUGUAUUGACCCUGCUACGGAAAGAUGUUGAUCCAAACGCUACCUCGGCCAAGAACAGUGUCGCCGGCUCAAUUGCAGGAUCUACGCCUCCGGUUCUAUUGGCAGCUAUCCGUGGAUAUUUCCUUGUUGUGGAAGUAUUUAAACAGUUCAAUACAGACUUCCUGGUCGAGAAUAAGUUCCAACAGAGUAUCCUUCAUGUUGUUCUCAAAGCUGGAUAUUAUAACAAGAUACUUGUACAUGGAGAGGAGUGUGGAGUUGUUAACGAGAAAACUAUAUACUGUCUCUUCAAGGAGAAUAGCAUCAGACUCAAAUAUUCGAUGAUGGCAAUCAUAAACAGAGCGGAUUCCUAUGGAAACACCCCUCUACACUACGCUAAACAGUAUCCUACACAGGAAAUUACAAAGUUUCUUCUCAGGAAUGGUGCUAAAAUUGAUCGAAACCCCCAGGGUACUAUGAACAUACAUCCAAAAGUUUUAGAGGAAUUCCUUUUUGAAGACUGUAUGCUGUCGUCUGGUGAUGAUGCUGAUGAUGAAGAUUUUGGAAUAACAAUUCUAUUUAACAUAUUCGCUCAACCAGAUAUAGAUCCACAACUCAAGAUAAACAAAGUGGAGGAUAAAGCAAUUGCAUGGAGUGACGAGGUAGAGAAGGGAGUAGGGAAAAGAGAAACAAGGAAGUUUAAAAAGAAGAUUGACACGAAGCGUCUGGAAUUUUUUGGUGAUGUUGACACCUUCAGACAAUUACUGAAGCACCCUGUACUGAGCAGUUUCUUGGAACUACAGUUAAACAAUCUGAGAACUGGUUAUAUCAUAGAUUUUCUGGUUUAUUUGCUAUAUAUUCUCAUACUCUACGUUUUCUUCGGAGAGCGGUUUAACAAACUGAAAAGUAAACUAUCAACUACAGUGGAGGUAUACUAUGUAACACAGUUGGAUUAUUCGAUCACGAUUAGUACGAUCCUGGUUGCGAUCUUUACGAUCUUCUUGAUGGCGAGGGAGAUCGUCCAGCUUGUUAGAUUGAGGAAAAGGUAUUUUCACUACUAUGAAAAUAUGAUUGAAUGGUGUGUUCUGGUUCUAGUUCUUCUCUCCCUUCUACCAGAUAUAUGGUUCAUAUCAUAUCCAUAUCUACAGAAGCAUUUAGCAGCAUUCACUUUCCUGCUAGCAUUCAUGCAGGUGUAUUUACUGCUUGUAAGAAUAGUGCCCAAUACUCCAAUACCUCUUUACGUAAACAUGUUCUCCACUGUACUCAGGACCUAUACCUUUAUCUUACUCUCCUACUUUGCAUUCUUGGUUUCCUUCGCUUUCAGUUUCAGUUUGGUAUAUAGUGCUGAGCCAUGUAUUGUUAGCGCUAACUCCACUGAUACAACUGCUUGUGAAGAAAAUGCUGAUGAUCAGUUUGGGAAUCUGGGAUAUGCCUUGGUUAAGACUGUGGUUAUGUUCACUGGAGAAUUUAACUACAAUGAUUUCCCAAUAAGACAUUGGUUGGGCUACCUUCUGUUUAUUAUGUUUGUAUUCCUGAUGACUGUUGUCCUGAUGAAUCUACUAAAUGGUUUAGCAGUCAGUGAUAUUCAUAAAAUACAGAAAGAGGUUGAUACAUACUAUCAAAUAUCAAUAGUAGAAACCUUGGCGUACAGCAAGUUUGUUACACUAUUAGCGGAGAGUAUUGUUAUUCGUCCUAAUAUGAAACCAGACAGUCCUAGACUUCUAGGCGUUGAAGUCCCUGGUCAACCUAGAUACCAGGUAAAAGCUGACUCUAUGAAGGAUUAUUAUCUAAAUGAAAGUACAGUGAAGGCAGCGAAGGAUUUAGUUGUUGACUGGAAAGCGAACGCAAGCAGUGGGAAAUUGGUAACAUUGGAAGAUGUAGGAGAGGACUUGAAUAAUAUAAGAAAAGAACAGGGUGCUAUGAAAUCUAGAUUGGGGACUAUAGAGGAGAGCAUAUCUUUAAUACUGGAUAUAAUGCAGAGCAGACAACCUACUGUACACAGAAUAUAGAUGGAUCGUCUUUGUUAAGCGGUAGCAGUGUAGUACAUAAUUGUAAAAGUCAUAAUAUGAUUAUGUCUGCUAGAGUUUAUUUUAUGAAAAGAGUAAAAGGCUGUUAAAACGUCAGUAUUGUCUCUGCAAGAUAAACGUUUUUUUUACAGAGCCCAAAACUUAAGACAGACUAUUGUUAUGAAACCCAGAAAUAAUAUUUCAUGGUUUUAUAUUCACUUUUUAUUUUCUAUUUCUUUAUGUAAAUCCACACAAAUGUGAUUACCCCAAAAAGGAAACUGAAGAGUUUCGUUAAACGAUACUCUUUUUUCCGCCUCAGCAAAUUUCUUGUUUCACUGCGUACCACCGUAUACAAUUAAAACAAACAAAUCAUAAACUCUAGCAGACGAAAUUCCUAAUGAUUAUUACAGUUUUCACAGCAAAGAAUUAUAAUGUGAAGAUAGUUAUUUCAAAUGUGUACUCAUUUUUUGUACUGCAGUGUACAGUCGCCGGGCUGUAAAGUAAACACAUGACGGAGGUCACAGCCUGACAUGGGAUC
Molecule: messenger RNA, 3240 nt
Organism: Eurytemora carolleeae
Lineage: Eukaryota; Metazoa; Arthropoda; Copepoda; Calanoida; Temoridae
Exons: 31
Coding region: 24-2705 (893 amino acids)
Biological process (GO): transmembrane transport; monoatomic ion transport
Cellular component (GO): membrane
Molecular function (GO): protein binding; monoatomic ion channel activity
Source: RefSeq, a predicted model, not a curated record